AUGGGCAUCGAACAGGACCCUCCAUUACCCACCCGGGAGCCCAUCGCCAUCGUGGGCAUGGCCAUGCGUCUGCCCGGCCGGGUGCACGACGGGGAGGCCUUUUGGAACAUGUUGAUUGAGAAGCGCAGCGGGCUGUGUGACGUGCCUAAAGACCGGUACAACGUGGAUGCCUUUCACCACCCGGAUGGCCAAGCCGGAACGGUGCGAAUGAGGCAGGGAUACUUCCUCGACGACGUGGACAUCCAGCAUUUUGACAGUUCCGUCUUCUCCAGCCCCAAGAAGGAGCUGGAACGGCUGGAUCCGCAGCAGCGCCAGCUACUAGAAGUGUCCUACGAGUGCCUGGAGAAUGCAGGAUGUACCUCCUGGCGGGGACAAAGGAUCGGCUGCUACGUGGGAGACUUUGGCCAGGACUGGCAGGACCUCAACGCGAAGGAGACGCAACACAUGGGCGCCUAUCGUGUCACGGGCUAUGACGACUUUGUCCUGGGCAAUCGAAUCUCCUACGAGUUUGACCUCCGCGGGCCCAGUAUGACGGUCAAAACGGGCUGCUCUUCAUCACUGGUCUGCUUGGACCUGGCCUGCAAGGCCUUGCGCGAUGGCGACUGCGAUGGCGCACUGAUCGGCGGCACGAGCUUGAUUUUCUCGCCCACCAUGAGCCUGGCCCUCAGUGACCAGGGCGUGCUAUCCCCGACGGGGACGUGCAAGAGCUUUGAUGCAUUGGCUGAUGGGUACGGCCGUGGGGAGGCUGUGAAUGCCAUUUACAUCAAGACGCUGCGCCAGGCCGUGCAGGACGGGGACCCGAUCCGGGCGAUCAUCCGGGGCACGAGUGUCAACUGCGACGGUCGCACCCCAGGAAUGCUGACCCCCAGCCCCCGGGCGCAAGAGGCGCUGAUCCGACGGGCCUACGAGGUGGCGGGCAUUGCCGACCUGGGGGAAACGGCCAUGGUCGAAUGCCAUGGCACCGGCACCCCCGUCGGAGAUCCCCUGGAAACGACCGCCGUGGCCCAGUGUUUUGGAGUCAAGGGCGUCAUCAUCACCUCGGUCAAGCCCAAUGUGGGCCACUCGGAGGGAGCGGCCGGCCUCACCAGUCUCAUCAAGGGCGUGCUGGCUCUCGAACACCGCCAGGUGCCUCCCAACAUCCACUUUACCACCCCCAAUCCGAAGAUCCCCUGGGACACCGGAAAGCUCCAUGUCCCUGUACAGGCCGAGCCCUGGCCCGCGGAUCGCGCCGAACGAGUCAGCGUCAAUUCGUUUGGCAUCGGGGGCGUCAAUGCCCAUGUGAUUCUCGACUCGCCUCGCCAAUGCGGCAUCAUCGUCGACCCCGGUGCACUUGCGGCCCCCGUUCCGGUCCCAAACCAGCCACACCUGAUGCUGUUCUCCGCCCACAGCCCGGCCUCGCUGCAGUCCUCCAUCGUUACGUACCAAGAGUACCUUAAGCAAGGCCAUGCUUCCCUGAAGGAUGUGUCGUACACUCUGGCCAACCGGCGGGCCCAUCACUCCCACCGUGGCUAUGCGGUCCUAGACGGGCCCUUGUCCUGGGAAGCGUCCACAGGGGAGACGGCCCCGUCAUCGCCUCAGAUUGCCUGGGUCUUCACAGGGCAAGGGGCACAGUGGCCCGAGAUGGGAGCAGAGCUGCUGGAAACUAAUGCCGUCUUUCGGGACACCAUCCACAAAUUGGACCGCUUCCUCCGGUCCUUGCCCACGCCACCACCCUGGACUAUUGAAGAGGAACUUCGCAAGCCGGACGGGGUUAGCCGAAUUCACGAGGCUGUCAUGGGUCACCCGCUGUCCAUUGCCCUCCAGAUCGGGCUAAUUGACGUGCUGCGGUCCUGGGGAAUUGUCCCCACAGUCGUCCUGGGUCACUCCUCGGGCGAGAUGGCAGCGGCGUAUGCCUGUGGUGCCAUCACCGCCGAGGGCGCCAUGGCUGCAGCCACUUUCCGGGGCACCAGCCAUGAGACAUCCUCCCGCAAAGGAGCCAUGGCGGCUAUCGGACUGGGCGCACCGGAAGUGACCCCCCUGCUGGAACCGGGCGUCGUCAUUGCCUGCGAGAACAGUCACCAGAGUGUCACCAUCUCGGGGGACACUCACCACGUCGAGCGAGUGGUGAAUCGCAUCCAGAGCGAACAACCUGACGUCUUCGCCCGGUUCCUCCGGGUAGAAAAGGCAUUUCACUCGCAUCAUAUGUGGGAGUACGGCCCCCGGUAUGAGGAGCAUCUCCGGCCCUUUAUCCAGAGCCACCACCCGCAGAUCCCCAUCUACUCGGCCGUCACCGGAGACCUCUUAACGGGUGAGGAUUCCCUCGGGGCCCCAUACUGGCGGCAGAACAUGGAAAGCCCCGUGCUUUUCAACGCCUCGCUUCGCUCUGUGUUGCGAGACUACCCCGAACGGCUCGUCUUUAUCGAGAUUGGACCGCAUCCGGCGCUGAAGGGGCCCAUCCGGCAGAUUCUGCAGGAUGUCGGGCGAUCCGAUGCCAUCCACGUCGGCACCCUCCAACGAACCAAGCCCUGCCAGGAGAGCCUGUUGCAGUGUGCUGGCACCCUCUUUCAGCAGCAAGUAUUCCUCAACCUUGCGGCAGUCUGCCCGCCAGGUCGUUUGGUGAAGAACCUGCCCCGGUAUGCCUGGCAGCGCGACACGUCCCACUGGGCCGAACCCCGCGUCGCCCACGAAUGGCGCUUCCGGCCACAUCCCCCGCACGAGCUGCUGGGCAGCCGAGUCAUUGAGAUGGGAAGUGAGCCUUCGUGGCGGAAUGUGCUGGCCUUGGAGAAUGUUCCCUGGCUGGCGGGCCAUCGGGUGAGCGACCAGAUUGUUUUCCCGGCCGCGGGAUAUGUCGCCAUGGUCGGGGAAGCCCUCCGCCAGUUGGAUGGGGAGUCGACCUACACCGUAAAGAAUGUAACGAUUGCGUCGGCGGCGGUGCUGGAAUCUGACAAACGAACGGAGAUCCUGACAUGCCUUCGACCAGGGUCGUUGGACUCAUCCGAGCAGUCUCCGUGGUAUGCCUUCACCAUCAGCUCGUUUGAUGGAGGCCAAUGGUUCCGAAACUGCUAUGGCGAGGCUCGGGUCUCGGUGGACAAAUCGGUCUCCCUGCAGGCUGAUGAGCCAAGCAAAGGCUUGCCUCGAAUCGUCGAUGCCGACGCCUGGUACAAUGUGUUGCAUCAAGUGGGCUUCGAUUACAGCGGCGCCUUCCGAGGCCUGCAACAAAUCUCGGCCGCGACCGUCGAGGACCAAGCAGCCGGAGCCGUGCCAUGGCAUGAGACUUACGGCAAUGGCAGCUAUGCCCUCCAUCCCGGCGUGAUUGACCAGUGCUUCCAAUUGUUCACCGUCUCAGCCUCCCGGGGUCAGGCCCGGAAAUGCCGUCAUCCGGCAGUGCCGACCUUCAUCGAAGAGAUGGUUGUUGCACCUACCCAGGGAGACCUUCACGUGGCGGCUCGCGUAGGCGCCCUCGAGAGGGGAUCCUAUCUCGGGGAUCUGGCGGCACAAAGAUCGGGUCAAGUAGUCCUCGCGGUCAAGGGCUUCAAGACGUCUGCCCUGACCAGCGCCGGCAGCGCCUCGGAACAAGUCCCCCUCAUCACCCAGCUGGAGUGGAAGCCGCACGCCGACUUCGUCAACAUGGCUCAGUUGAUGCAUCCUCGUGAGGACUGCCCCCCGGAAUGGCCGUUACUAGAGGAACUGGUUCUGCUGUGCAUGCUUUCCCACCACGACCAGGUCCAGCCUGGCCCUCAGACCCCUGAUCAUCUCCGAAAGUUUGUGGCGUGGCAGGAGGCUCAGCUCGACCGCUAUCGCUCCGGCUCCAACCCUUUCGUGUCCAAGGACCUCGGGCUAUGCGAGAUGAGCAGCGCCGAUCGGGUGGCUCGCAUCGAGGCCAUCGUGAGUCGGGUUCUGACUUCGCCCUAUGCCCCUUUCGCCCUCGCCAUUCAUCGGUUGUCCGAGUCGGCAGCCACUAUCUUCACUGGUGAGACCCAUCCACUGAUGAUACUCGGUCAGGAUGAUACCUUAGCGGAGUUCUAUACUGUCGUCGAUAGUCUGGACUAUGCGGAGGCAAUUGCGACCAUCGGGCAUACCAAUCCUUUGCUGAAAGUCUUGGAGGUGGGCGCUGGGACGGGGGCAACCACCCAGAAGAUCCUUGACGCCCUAACCUCGUCUCAGGGAGAGCGUCUGUACGCCAGUUAUACAUAUACCGAUGUCUCGACCGGGUUUCUGGCGCCCGCAAAGGAACUAUUUGCAGAUUAUGAUGAGAUAAUCUACUCGGUGCUCGAUAUCAGCCAGGACCCAGUCGUUCAGGGAUUGGAGUUGGGAAGUUACGACCUCAUCGUCGCAAGUAACGUUUUGCACGCCACCCCGUCCUUGCAGACUUCGCUGCGUCAUCUUCGAAGCCUUCUGCGCUCCGGGGGUCGCCUGUUUUUGGAAGAGCCUUGUCCCGAGGCCACAUUUUACGACUACGUAAUGGGAUACCUACCAGGCUGGUGGGUUGGCUCCGGCGAUGGCCGGGCGGAUCAGCCUUAUAUCUCCCCAGCUCGGUGGUCCGAGGAGCUGGUCGCGGCAGGCUUCCAAGCACCGGAUGCCAUGGUCCUGGAUGGGAUCGCUCCGUAUCACUCCAGUGCUGGGAUCGUUGCUUUGGCUGCCCCCCAGAAGGCAUCCCCUUCACGAGUCACCUUGUUGUGUUAUAAUGCAAAUGGGCCAUUCGUCCAAGAGGUCAUGUACCGCCUUAGAGCCCUGGACUUCUCCGUGGACAUUUGCCUACUCGGACAGCCCCUUCCCCCCUGCCAAGAUGUCAUCUCACUUCUCGACCUAGAGGAUCCCGCGAUCCAUGGCAUGUCACAGCCCACGUUCAAGGCUCUCAUCGGGUACCUGCAUGCCGUCGAGCGCAAGAUGGUCUGGGUGACCCGGGCAUCGCAGGUCAACUGCGACGAUCCCCGAGCUGCCAUGAUCCUUGGACUAGCCCGAACGGCUCGGAAUGAACUGGGCCUGGAUCUGUUUACCGUGGAAGUGGACAGCGCCACCCCAGCCGUCGUCGCGGCAGAUCUGACUGCUAAUCUCCUUCUGCGGGCCAGUUCAACCGAGUGCGACUCGGGGGUGGUGGAUCCCGACUGGGAAUAUGCUAUCGCCAACGGGGAGAUUCUGGUCCCCCGGGCCCACUGGCAGACCGUUUGCAAUGCUGUGGCACAUUCCAGCCAGGCGGGUGGCUCCUCCCAGAAGCAGCUUGCUAUCCAAACCCCCGGCCUCCUCCACACGAUGGGGUGGCGGAACCAGGAGGCCGAGACUCUAAAGGCUGGCGAGGUACUCGUGCAGACGAAGGCCACGGGGCUAAACUUUCGAGAUGUGCUGAUCAGUCUCGGAGUGUUGGACAACAGCACGGCCGAGCUUGGACUGGAAGGCGCUGGCAUCGUCCAAGCGGUCGGUCCUCACGUCCACCAUGUUUCUGUGGGCGACCGGGUCAUGUACCUAUCAAGUGGCUGUUUCGCUACUCAUGUCACACUGCCCGAGACGUCGUGCGUGAAGAUUGAUGAUUCUAUGAGCUUCGAACUCGGAGCCGCGUUGCCCUGUGUCUACGCCACGGCGACAAUGGCGUUGAUCGACAAGGCGCGCUUACAACCGGGCCAGUCCAUUCUGAUACACUCGGCUUGCGGUGGCGUCGGCCUGGCCGCCAUUCAGAUUGCGCAGAUGAUUGGCGCGCAGAUCUAUUGUACCGUCGGAAGUGAGUCGAAGGCUCAAUAUCUUGUCGAGAAACAUCAUAUCGAGCGCGAGCGCAUCUACCACUCCCGCGACGCGUCCUUUGUCCCGGACAUCAUGCGCGUCACCAAUCAGCAGGGAGUCGAUGUAGUGCUGAACUCCUUGUCAGGAGAGCUGCUCCACGCAUCCUGGAAAUGCGUCGCCGAGUUUGGGACCAUGAUCGAGAUUGGCAAGCGGGACUUUCGGCGGAGAGCCAAGCUGUCCAUGGAGGCGUUUGAGGCCAACCGGACGUUUGUUGGACUGGACCUGUGGCAAAUCUCCCAGCAGCGGCCCAGACAAGCUGCCGAACUGCUGCAGCGCUGUGUGCAGUGGAUCCGAUCCGGGGCCAUCAGGGUCAACGAGCCCGGCAACCGCUUCCCGGCCCAUCAGAUUCAAGACGCGUUCCGCUUCAUGCAAGCCGGUCACCACGUGGGUAAGAUUGUGAUCACCAUGCCCGAGCACUGCGAGGAUCUGGCAUCGCUUCCCAUGUGCCCCUCCGCUACUCUUCGGCCCGAUCGGAGUUACCUGCUCGUCGGUGGUUUGGGAGGGUUGGGCCGCGCUGUCGCGGGAUGGAUGGUGGAAAACGGGGCGCGGCAUCUCAUUUUCCUCUCGCGGUCCGCCAACCUGCGUCCAGACACCCAGACCUUCCUGGAGGAGCUCCAGUCGCAAGGAUGUCAAGUGCAGUUGGUGACGGGUAGCGUGGGCGAGCUGGGCGAUGUCGAGAAAGCCGUUGUUUCCGCGGUGGUGCCCAUCGCGGGAGUCAUCAACAUGUCCAUGGUCUUAAAGGAUGUGUCGCUCACGGAGAUGGAAUUCUUGGACUGGACCAUGGCCGUGGAGCCCAAGGUGCAGGGCACCUGGAAUUUACACCACGCCAUUCGAACGAAUCUCGAUUUCUUCAUCCUCUUCUCCUCGUACAGUGGAAUUGCCGGGCAAUGGGGCCAGGCCAACUACGCCGCCGCCAACACCUUCCUGGAUGCCUUUGUGCAAUAUCGGCAUCGUCAGGGUCUUGCGGCGUCCGUGAUCGACAUUGGGGUCAUGGGCGAGGUGGGCUUUGUCUCGCAGAACCGGACUCUUCUGGAUCGACUUGAGAAGAGUGGUAUGCAUGUGCUUACGGAGCAGGAUCUUCUGGAUGCCAUGGCUUUGGCGGUGGCGCGAUCCGCCCCGGGCCUCUCCCCGACUCCUCCUGGGGCCUACUGCAACGCCAGCCAGAUCCUGCUGGGAGUGAACACUACGGUGCCGAUUUCAUCGCCCGCGAACCGGGUGGCGUGGAAGCGCGACAUGCGUCUUAGCAUCUACCGAAAUAUCAAUGGUGCCCAUGAGAGCUCCGCUUCGGGAGUCUCGGAUCAGAAUAGUCUCAAGGGGUUCCUUGCUGCAUGCGGCGCCCAUCCCGGCAUCCUGGCAGAGGAGGCCGCCACGACCAAGAUUGCGCAGGCCCUGGCAUCGGCGCUGGCCAACUUCCUCCUCCGAGACUCGGCCAGCGUCAGUCUGGACGAUUCCCUGCCGAAGCUCGGGGUCGACUCAUUGGUGGCGAUGGAGGUGCGGAACUGGAUCCGGCAGCAGCUCGGGGUGGAGACCAGCGUCUUCGUGCUGCUGCAGAGUGCGUCCCUGUUGCAGCUGGGCGAUCACCUGCGCCAGGCCCUGAUUGCCCGCCUGGGAUGA
This is a messenger RNA of Aspergillus sclerotioniger CBS 115572, 7365 nucleotides long. RefSeq names its product type I polyketide synthase. NCBI's taxonomy places the organism in Eukaryota, Fungi, Ascomycota, Eurotiomycetes, Eurotiales, Aspergillaceae. The coding region runs from base 1 to 7365 and encodes 2454 amino acids. The record is from RefSeq and is a predicted model, not a curated record. Gene Ontology annotation, molecular function: 3-oxoacyl-[acyl-carrier-protein] synthase activity; oxidoreductase activity; phosphopantetheine binding. The transcript has 15 exons. Gene Ontology annotation, biological process: fatty acid biosynthetic process; secondary metabolite biosynthetic process.